GGAAAAGAAAAUUCGAAAUUGUUGAAAUAAAAAUCAUUUCGUUAAUGAGUAAUGAAAACAACGUGUUGUCUACCAAUUAAACUUCGUUUACUUAUGUAUAUCAUUGCGCGACGCAGCAACAUUCAACAUUCGCAUAAAACACCCAAUUGCCGUCAGGUUAAAUUAGCCAUCAACAUAAUGGAGAAAAUUGACUGUUUGCUUGUAUGUGUUUGCCCCAAGAAAUAUAAAUUUGAAUAUUCGCCGACCGCACACUUUUCCGUAAUAAAUCAUUUCCAAGCCAUUGCCAAAAUUGGCAGUUGCCAGACACGAAAGCAGACGAACGGUGCAGUAUCGUAGCAGAGCAGACCGGUCGUUAAAUCAAUGGCAACAAAUUGGUGGUUUUUCACAGGUACAAUAAUAACCCUCAAGUCAUUUAUAUAUGAUUUGUCGGCAACUUGCUGCUUCUGCUUGUUUAGUUCUUGCUACCGGCAUAGGUAUGCCAUGCCAUGCCAUGCCGUGCCGUACGAGUAUGUGCGACGUGUGUUAAGUGUGGAAAAUUUACUCUUAAAGUUCUUAUUAUACACAAGUAUCCGGUCAAAAACUACACCACCAUUAUAUUUAUGCGUAGACUUGAUAAAUGAUGGACCAUGUUUUGAUAGCUCCUUCAUCUACAACGAACAACUUUACUUCUCGAAUGUGUCGUCCGAAGAUACAAAUGGCAAACAAAAAACUAGUAGCAGAUGCCAAUUUAGUUUAGAAUCAACCACAAGAGACAUUUAA
Messenger RNA from Glossina fuscipes, 759 nucleotides. RefSeq lists its product as uncharacterized. The record is from RefSeq and is a predicted model, not a curated record. Bases 361 to 759 code for a protein of 132 amino acids. The transcript is spliced from 5 exons. NCBI's taxonomy places the organism in Eukaryota, Metazoa, Arthropoda, Insecta, Diptera, Glossinidae.